AAAUUGGCACUUAUUAAACCCCACUCAUUUCUUCUCUUCCAUUACCCCCAAACACACACAAUCCUCUCCCCAAUAUAAUUUCCCAGACAAACUGAGAAAUUGGUCUCAGUCUAUCCCCAGAAAAUAACUCAUUCCAACUCUAGUCCCUCGAGAGAUGGCCGACUCUUCAUCGGAGUCCAAAAUGGUCACGGCGAAGGCGGUCUUCUCUGCGGCAGCCUCGGUCACGGCCAGCAUAAUGCUGGCCCGGACCUUAGCCAAUGACCUCCUCCCCCACGAAUUCCAAGAAUACUUCUUCUCCGGGGUCCGGAACUUCUUCUCCCAGUUCUCGUCUCAGGUCACGGUUGUGAUCGAAGAGUUUGACGGCCUCGUGAACAAUCAGAUCUAUGAGGCCGCCCAGGUUUAUCUCAGUACGAAGAUCUCGCCCUCGACGCGGCGGCUAAAGGUGUCCAAGCCUGAGAAGGAAAACAACUUCAAUGUGUCGAUGGAGACAAAUGAGGAAGUCAUCGAUGUCUUCAACGGGGUCAAGGUUAAGUGGAUCCUUGCUUCGAGGAGGGUCGAGUCGGGUUAUCGGGCCGAUCACGGGAUGAACUCGUCGUACAACUUCGAGGUCCGAUUUUUCGAGCUCAGCUUCCACCUGAAGCACCAGGACAUGGUGAUCAAUUCCUACUUGCCUCACAUUGUGGAGGCUGCCAAGUCUCUAAGGCAAGAGAAGAAGACGCUCAAGCUCUUCACUCCGAGCUUCGAGCACAUGUAUGGCAACCUCUCGGAUGCGUGGACCCCAGUGAACCUCGAUCAUCCUGCAACGUUCGAGACACUUGCCAUGGAGUUAGAGAUUAAAAAGACAAUCCUCGAGGACCUCGAGCGGUUCGUGAAGAGGAGGGACUAUUACAGGAGGGUCGGGAAGGCCUGGAAGAGAGGGUACCUCCUGUACGGGCCACCAGGGACAGGGAAGUCGAGCCUAGUGGCAGCGAUGGCGAAUUACUUGAAUUUUGACAUUUAUGACUUGGAGCUCACCGAGCUGAGGUGCAACUCGGACCUGAGGAGGCUGCUUGUAGCAACGGCUAAUAGGUCGAUCCUAGUGGUGGAGGACAUUGAUUGCACGAUCGAGUUUCACGAUCGGGCUGCCGAGGCGAGGGCAACCAAUUUCCCUCCAGGGUAUGCACCGGAGAAGCAGGUGACACUUUCUGGCUUGCUUAAUUUCAUAGACGGGUUGUGGUCGAGCUGCGGGGACGAGCGGAUAAUCGUGUUCACGACAAACCACAAGGAGAAGCUCGACGCUGCCCUGCUACGGCCCGGAAGGAUGGAUGUCCAUGUCCACAUGUCAUACUGCACCCCGUGCGGUUUCAAGCUCCUUGCCGCCAAUUACCUAGGUGUGAAGGAACACAUCUUGUUUGGGGAGAUCGAGGAUCUCGUCCGUACUGCAGAGGUCACGCCAGCUGAAGUGGCGGAGCAGCUUCUAAAGGGCAGGGACCAGCCCGACGACGCGUUUAGGGACAUGAUCGAGUUCCUCAAGUCGAAGAAGAAAGAAAACGAGGAACUCAAGGCCAAGAAAGUUCAAGAAGAGUUGGAAGAAAAGAAGAGGAAGGAAGAGGAAAAGGAGAAGAAAAGGAAAGAAGAGGAAGAAAUGAAGGGGAAGGAUGGAAAAACAGAUAAUGACGACAAAAGCAAAUUAAACUAAAUUCUCUAUAUAGACAUUAAAAUACUUUGGUAUAAUCGUCGUUAAGAACCUUGUCUCCCGGUGAAGUCGACGAUGUGUCAUAAAAAGAAGGGGAAAAGAACAGAAAAGAUACUAUUUUGUUAUUCAAUUUUUAGUUUCAUCCU
Messenger RNA from Punica granatum (pomegranate), 1821 nucleotides. The record is from RefSeq and is a predicted model, not a curated record. Lineage: Eukaryota; Viridiplantae; Streptophyta; Magnoliopsida; Myrtales; Lythraceae.